This is a messenger RNA of Colletotrichum costaricense, 687 nucleotides long. RefSeq lists its product as uncharacterized. The transcript has 3 exons. The record is from RefSeq and is a predicted model, not a curated record. Lineage: Eukaryota; Fungi; Ascomycota; Sordariomycetes; Glomerellales; Glomerellaceae. The coding region runs from base 1 to 687 and encodes 228 amino acids.
AUGAGACGGCCCACCGCCAUAAUACUUCUCUUGACCUGCACCGUAGUGACGGCCCAGCUCAGAUCCCUCCCCGUCGAACGCUCCGGCCUCAACGGAUACGCACCCCGCUUCUUCCGCCAGAAACCCAUCGUAGAAUCCGUAGACCCCGCCCCCGGUCCAGCCAUGCCACCACCGCUGCCCUCAGACCCCCCCUCCUCUUCCGGCCCGGGCCAAGACGGAGGAGGAGGAGGCGUGAGGCUCUCCGACGUAAUGGGCCGUGACCGGAGUAUCAACGUCUUCGCCGGCUUCACGCGCGACAUCGAAUCCGCCUCGCGCCGCCUCGACGACCAAGGGCGCAACACCACCGUGCUGGCGCCCCUCAACUCGGCCGUCGAGAAGCUGCCGCGGAAACCGUGGGAGGAUCCCCGCGACUACCAGCAGCUCGGCGCCGACGCCUACGAGGGCGACGACGGCAGGGAUAAGGCGCAGAGGAACAUUCAGCGGUUUGUUGAGGCGCACAUGGUUGGCGUGAGCCCGUGGCCUGAGAAUACAAAGGCCAAGACGAUUGGUGAUGAUAGGGAUGUGUGGUGGGAGACCAAAGACGGUGUUAAGUUCAUCCAGCCUGGUAAUAUUGAGGUAGUAAGUGUGGCGAGUACUGUUGCCAAUGGCGAAGUGUGGAUUAUCAAGGAGGUACGGAACUAUGCCUAA